UUACACCGGCGGUAUAGGACCAGAGACGCAACACCAGUGAUGAUGUCUGCCCCGUGCGUGUGCUUCUGUCACAAUUUCAUUCCUUGAGACGCUUCUUUCCGAAAAAGACCAACAGAAGACGAAUCUAUACUUAAGGCAUUUUGUGACAAUGCAGAAAUAAACAACUCCAUCAGAAACCUCCAAGACAGAUACUUUAUCCAACCCCUGACAGACCACCUCUAAGCCCUUGCCUUGUACAGACAGUACCCUGAUCUCAGAAUAACUACCAGAACUGCACUGCUCGCACACCCCACCCGCUACCAGCCCAAAGACAUUCCACCCCUCGCCCUGGUCUGCUUUAUCAAAUGCCCAAAAACAACAAGGCCGUCAAGAGAGAGCUUGACGAUGAUGUCUUGGAGUCCGUCAAAGACCUGCUAUCCAACGAGGACACUUGUGAUGAUUCCUUUAAGAAGAGCUCGCUGAUCGUGGGUAGCGGCAGAGGUGAUGAAGGGAAGGAGCUUAACCUUAACGGAGACAUGGACGUGGAGGACGAAGGCUCGGGUGCAGAAGAUGAUGCAGCGAGGCCAGCCUGGAACAGCAAGCUGCAGUACAUCCUGGCCCAGGUGGGCUUCUCUGUAGGCCUGGGCAAUGUCUGGAGGUUCCCCUACAUGUGUCAGAAGAACGGAGGGGGUGAGGCGUACUUGGUGCCCUACCUGAUCCUUCUGAUUGUGAUUGGGAUCCCGCUGUUCCUGGAGCUGUCAGUGGGGCAGCGGGUCGCCAGGGGCAGCAUCGGGGUGUGGAACUACAUCAGCCCUCGUCUGGGGGGCAUCGGGUUUGCCAGCUGUGUGGUGUGCUUCUUUGUGGCCCUCUACUACAAUGUGAUCAUUGGGUGGAGUCUCUUCUACUUCUCCCAGUCCUUCCAGCAGCCUCUGCCGUGGCACGAGUGUCCCCUGGUCAAUAACAAAACCACAAUGUUUGUGGUGCCUGAGUGUGAGAAGAGUUCGGCCACCACCUACUACUGGUACCGUGAGGCUUUGAACAUCUCUGACUCCAUCUCUGAGAGCGGAGGCCUCAACUGGAGGAUGACCAUCUGUCUGCUGGCCGCCUGGUCCAUCGUCUGCCUCGCCAUGAUCAAGGGCAUCCAGUCCUCUGGGAAGGUGAUGUACUUCAGCUCGUUGUUCCCCUACGUAGUGCUGAUCUGUUUCCUGGUCAGGGCUCUGCUCCUCAAGGGAUCCGUGGAUGGGAUCCGACACAUGUUCACACCCAAGUUGGAGAUCAUGCUGGAGGCCAAAGUGUGGCGCGAAGCGGCCACACAGGUCUUCUACGCCCUGGGCCUGGGCUUCGGAGGGGUCAUAGCCUUCUCCAGCUACAACAAACGGGAUAACAACUGUCACUUCGACGCAGUGCUGGUCUCCUUCAUCAACUUCUKCACCGCUGUGCUGGCCACCCUGGUGGUGUUCGCCGUGCUCGGCUUCAAGGCCAACAUCAUGAACGCCAAGUGUGUCGCACUGAACACAAAGAAGAUAGUUGCUUUGCUAGGGAAUGAGGUCAGCCACGACCUGAUCCCCCACCACAUCAACUUCAGCGCUACUGUGAGUGCUGAGGACUACCAACAGAUGACAGAGAUCCUCAGAGGGGUGACGGAGAAGGAUUACCCGAGUCUGGGCCUGGACUCCUGCAGCAUCGAGGAAGAGCUCAACAAGGCAGUGCAAGGUACAGGCCUGGCCUUCAUUGCCUUCACAGAGGCCAUGACCCACUUCCCGGCAUCUCCCUUCUGGUCCGUCAUGUUUUUCCUGAUGCUGGUUAAUCUGGGCCUGGGCAGCAUGUUUGGUACCAUCGAGGGCAUCAUCACACCUUUGGUCGACACCUUCAAAGUCCGCAAGGAGUUCCUCACAGUGGGUGUCUGUCUGCUAGCCUUCUUCAUCGGCCUGCUGUUCGUCCAACGAUCUGGGAACUACUGGGUGGCUAUGUUUGAUGACUACUCCGCCACACUGCCCCUGCUCCUAGUGGUCAUCCUGGAGAAUGUGGCUGUUGCUUGGGUCUACGGGACUGACAAGUUCUUUGAGGACCUGAAGGACAUGUUGGGCUUCACUCCGUUUCGGUUCUACUACUACAUGUGGAAGUACGUGACCCCCCUGCUGCUCAUCCUUCUGCUGGGCUCCAGUGUGAUCCAGAUGGGAAUGACCCCACCCAGCUACAGUGCCUGGCUAGAGGACAUGGCCAGUGAGAAGUCCCUUAAAUAUCCCCCUUGGGGCCUGGCGGUCUGCAUCUCCCUGGUGGUGUUGGCCAUCAUGCCUGUGCCCGUGGUCUUCUUCCUCCGCUACUUCAACAUCAUCGACGAGAACGCUGGCGUGGUGUCCACCAUCUCCUACAAAAAGGGCUGCAUCAUCAAGGAGAGCGUCAGGCCCGAGGAGGACGAUGAUGCCAGCCUCCUCCACUCCAAUUCGCCCGGCAGCGAAGCGCCCUCUCCAAUGCCUGGCAACAGCAUCUAUCGUAAGCAGAGUGGAGGGGUCCCCGAUGCCGCGCCCAACGGCCGCUACGGCAUCGGCUACCUGAUGGCUGACAUGCCAGACAUGCCCGAGUCAGACUUAUAGAGCGACUUGUAGGGCGAUGUCUAUGGUCCUCCCACCCUACUGGCUGGCCAACCAAUCCCUCUUCGUUGCGUUUAAUCAUGGGAAUCAUCAUCUGCAUAUUUAUAUUUGUAGUGUUUCUGUAUAUUCUUUGGAGUUAUCGUAGCUGCUCCCCUUCAUGUUUUCCUCGUCCCCUUUUGCCAUGAAAACGAUUAAAAAGGUGUGUCCACUGUACAUAUUAUCUCCUUUUGUCUUCCCCACCCAGUUGCUCCUUGGCUCUGUCCCAAAUAUAUCCUCUCUAGCUCCCAGCCCUGGAGACCUUGUUGACUCCCCCUAGUGGACAGAACAGGACAGUAUUGGCAAUAAGGUGGAUUCAGACUCCACCAAGCCUACUAUAGUGCUAGGCAGGAUGGGUGUGAAUUAAAUUCUGUAAAUUCAGUAAGUAAACUGAAAUGAAAAUGGUCUUUAUUGCUUCUCUAUGAAAACAAAAAAUGAAUUUGAAUUUCUGUCUACUGUCUGAAUUGAAAUGGACUUACCCCAAACUUGAUUCUAGGCUCUGCCAGGGAAAGUCAACAAGGGUCAUAGGCUAUGGACCAGUGUGGGAUCCGUGUGGGACUGGAGCUUCUGUCCACAGUAUGUCUCUUGGAGAUGUGCGAAUAAUGUCCCACUGGCUGUGUACAUUUUGACUUCACCACUGGCCCAGAGUACUGAGAUUAGUAGCAGUGUAGGCACUUUGGAUGACAUACUUGUUGACAAUGAUGCUAUACUGACCACAUUCUUUGGGUGUAAGUACAAUAUAGUGCAUACAGCGAAAGGAUGGCAUUGAAACUGAAUCCCCCCAAUGAUUGUUCUAAAAGAAAAUGUGUGCCUAAAUAACUUCUGAUGAUUGGGGCGGCAGGUAGUCUACUGGUUAGAGCAUUGGACUAGUAACCGAAAGGUUGCAAGAUCAAAUCCCUGA
Messenger RNA from Salvelinus sp. IW2-2015, 3507 nucleotides. Its product is annotated as sodium-dependent neutral amino acid transporter B(0)AT2-like. Lineage: Eukaryota; Metazoa; Chordata; Actinopteri; Salmoniformes; Salmonidae. Gene Ontology annotation, cellular component: plasma membrane. The record is from RefSeq and is a predicted model, not a curated record. Gene Ontology annotation, biological process: L-leucine transport; sodium ion transmembrane transport. Gene Ontology annotation, molecular function: proline:sodium symporter activity.